Molecule: messenger RNA, 441 nt
Organism: Phytomonas sp. Hart1
Lineage: Eukaryota; Euglenozoa; Kinetoplastea; Trypanosomatida; Trypanosomatidae
Source: the annotation of a GenBank genome assembly
AUGGCGGAACAUGCAAAGCGGAAGGAGGUAAACGCGAUUAAUUUAGCAAAUAUUAUAGGGGAAAAAAGUGAACAAAGUACGAAAAUGGUCAUUCUCAUGAAUGAUAAGCUUCAUGUUUGCUUUAAUGGGAAGGCUAACUUUAAGUGUGACAGAACCCUAUCUCAGUGCUCAAUCCAUGUGGGUACCUUUCCAAUAUCAUCAUUCACUAAUAGUAUAAACUUCAAACGGUUUCCUUCACCUUCAUAUGACGAACCACCACUGGUGUUCAGCACGACAACCGUAAAGAUGAUUUACGCACCAUUUUCCAAGCUGAGACAAGAUAACCCUUGUGACAAGAUAACCAUCCAUGAUAUGUUGCUCCCUCUGAUCUUGGUGCCAACAGUGAAUCAUAUCAAAACACACUUAAGCCUAAAGCUUCUCAAGACAUCCGAUUCUUACUAA